Messenger RNA from Eufriesea mexicana, 2074 nucleotides. RefSeq names its product brummer (gene bmm). The record is from RefSeq and is a predicted model, not a curated record. Gene Ontology annotation, biological process: lipid homeostasis; triglyceride catabolic process. The coding region runs from base 215 to 2074 and encodes 619 amino acids. Lineage: Eukaryota; Metazoa; Arthropoda; Insecta; Hymenoptera; Apidae. The transcript has 13 exons. Gene Ontology annotation, cellular component: lipid droplet; membrane; cytoplasm. Gene Ontology annotation, molecular function: triacylglycerol lipase activity.
UUUCGGGAGACUGUUGUUGCUGCAAAGGACUACUGAUAGUUCGAACGUGGACGUCGUGCGAAAUACGUCGUUCAAAGCAUUUUCUUUAUAAGUGAUGUUCAUAGUGCCGAAGAAAAGAAAUCAGUAUUUUUUUUUAUCCAUUGUAAAAUUAUUCUCGAAUAUCGAUUUAAAUAAAAGUAACAAUAAAUAAUAUAUUGUAUAAGAGAAUUCCGAAAUGAAUUUAUCGUUUGCUGGUUGUGGUUUCCUUGGUAUUUACUACGUUGGUGUGGCAGUGUGUUUCAAGAAAUAUGCUCCACACUUGCUUUUGGAUAAGAUUAGUGGUGCAUCGGCUGGUGCUAUCGCUGCUUGUUGUCUCCUUUGUGACUUACCCCUCGGUGAGAUAACAAGUAAUGUAUUACGUGUUGCCCGUGAAGCACGACAACGCACACUCGGUCCAUUUAGUCCAUUGUUUAAUGUGCAAGAAAUACUACUAGAAAGUUUACAGAAGUUUCUUCCUAACGAUGCUCAUAUUCGCGUGAGCGGAAAACUGCAUAUUUCCUUAACGAGGGUGUAUGAUGGCAAAAACGUAAUUAUUUCACAAUUUUCAUCCAGGGAAGACUUAUUGCAGGCAUUAUUGGCCAGUGCAUUUGUUCCAAUUUUUUCUGGUCUUUUACCACCAAGAUUUCAUGGUGUUAGGUAUAUGGAUGGUGGCUUUAGUGAUAAUCUUCCGACACUUGAUGAAAAUACUAUUACUGUUAGUCCCUUUUGUGGAGAAAGUGAUAUUUGCCCUAGAGAUGUUUCUUCUCAGCUUUUUCAUGUCAACUUUGCAAAUACAAGUAUAGAACUUUCAAGACAAAAUAUAUAUAGGUUUGCAAGGAUACUUUUUCCACCAAAUCCAGAGAUACUUUCAAAUAUGUGCAAACAAGGAUUUGAUGAUGCAUUAAGAUUUCUUCAUCGUAAUAACUUACUUAAUUGUACUCGAUGUUUGGCAGUACAAUCCACAUUUGUUGUCUCAGAAACUCUUGAUGACAAUAUGGAUUAUGAUCCUGAAUGUUUAGAAUGUAAAAUUCAUAGACAGGAAGCAUUAGUAUCUAAUUUACCUGAAACAGUUAUGACCAUAUUUCAAGAUGCAAUUGAUUCUGCUAAUAAAGGAUUAAUCAACUGGUUAUUUAAACAUCGAAGUGUAAAACUUUUGUCAUUGCUAAGUUUACCAUGUACAUUGCCAGCAGAUGUAGUAUAUGCAACUUUUACAAAUCUGAUUGGUAACAAGAUAGAAAGUCACACCUUGGAAUACAAUGUAAUUGGCAAUAUUCUCCAUACACCUUCACAGAUGAUUCCUUGUACUAAACAUAUGACACAUUCUCGAUUUAUUUUAAAUGUACCUAAGUUACGAAGAAAUCUAUUAGAAUUAAGAACAUUUUUCUUGGACCAAUUAAGUAUGCUAUUUCCUAAAAUUAAUGUGUAUUAUCAACAAGUACCACCGACUAUUAAAUGCCAAUUAGCAAUUACAGAAUAUGGUUCAAAUAUAUAUAAUAUGGAAGGAGAAGAAAAGACUGAUAAUUUAUAUAAAAAUAAGAAAAAUCUAAAUUUAACAUUACAAUACAAUGAAUUACAACCAUGGGAGGAACAUAAUAAUACACCAAAUUGUGUUAUAAAUAUGUCGAAUUUAUCAACGGUUGAUAAUACUUUUGAAAAUAUCCUUCAGGUAACUUCUGAUCAAGAAGCUGUAAUGGCAUACUAUUAUAUGGAUGAUAAUAACAAAGUGCAAGUGACAGAAAUAUUCGAUGUUACAGACUCUGAAUCACAUGCAAUGUUAUCUAUUGAAGAAAUCGAAAAUAAUAAAAAGUUACAAUUUGAUGAAUGGGAUGAACCAACAUGGUUAUCACAGCAUACACUUAAUGAUGUUGUAACAGAAUCUCUGUAUACUGAUGCAAGUCAGCAAAGCAUGGAAAAUUUAUCAGAAAUGUCUUUAGAAGAUGAUAUUUUGGGAAUUUUAAAUACAUCUUUUAAUCCAGAGAGCGAAUGGGAAAUAAGCAAAGAUGUACAAACAAUGAAAGUUUCUAACUCACCAAAUUUUAGAUCAGAAAUAGAUUAA